Messenger RNA from Otolemur garnettii (small-eared galago), 1510 nucleotides. RefSeq names its product reticulocalbin 3 (gene RCN3). Lineage: Eukaryota; Metazoa; Chordata; Mammalia; Primates; Galagidae. Bases 98 to 1084 code for a protein of 328 amino acids. The record is from RefSeq and is a predicted model, not a curated record. The transcript has 7 exons. Gene Ontology annotation, molecular function: calcium ion binding. Gene Ontology annotation, cellular component: endoplasmic reticulum.
UUCUAAGCACCCCGCCCGUCUUUUCCCCGUCGCUAGCCCUUCUUGAGCUCAAAAGUUUGCAGCCAGCUGCUGUCUCUCUGUUCUGUCCUAGGAACCGAUGAUGUGGCGACCAUCACUUCUGCUGCUUCUGUGGCUGCUGAGACAAGGAGCCCAGGGGAAGCCAUCCCCGGACGCAGGCCCUCAUGGCCAGGGGAGGGUGCACCAGACGGCACCCCUGAGCGAGGCCCCACACGAUGACGCCCACGGGAACUUCCAGUACGACCAUGAGGCUUUCCUGGGACGGGAUGUGGCCAAGGAAUUCGACCAGCUCAGCCCAGAGGAAAGCCAGGCUCGUCUAGGGCGGAUCGUGGACCGCAUGGACCGCGCCGGGGACGGCGACGGCUGGGUGUCGCUGGCCGAGCUUCGUGCGUGGAUCGCGCACACGCAGCAGCGGCACAUACGGGACUCGGUGAGCGCGGCCUGGGACACGUACGACACGGACCGCGACGGUCGUGUGGGUUGGGAAGAACUGCGCAACGCCACCUAUGGCCACUACGCGCCCGGUGAAGAGUUUCACGAUGUGGAGGAUGCAGAGACCUACAAGAAGAUGCUGGCUCGAGAUGAGCGGCGUUUCCGGGUGGCUGACCAGGAUGGGGACUCGAUGGCCACUCGGGAGGAGCUAACAGCCUUCCUGCACCCUGAGGAGUUCCCCCACAUGCGGGACAUUGUGAUUGCUGAAACCCUGGAGGACCUAGACAAGAACAGAGAUGGCUAUGUCCAGGUGGAGGAGUACAUUGCGGAUCUGUACUCUGAGGAGCCUGGGGAAGAGGAGCCAGCCUGGGUGCAGACUGAGCGGCAGCAGUUCCAGGACUUCCGGGACCUGAACAAGGAUGGGCGACUGGAUGGGAAAGAGGUUGGCCACUGGGUGCUACCUCCCUCCCAGGACCAGCCCCUGGUGGAGGCCAACCACCUGCUACAGGAGAGCGACAUAGACAAGGAUGGGCGUCUGAGCAAAGCUGAGAUACUGGGCAACUGGAACAUGUUCGUGGGCAGCCAGGCCACCAACUAUGGCGAGGACCUGACACGACACCAUGAUGAGCUCUGAGCUCCCCAUGCCCCUUCCAGCCUCAUAACCCAUUGGAUGACCCAAGGAGGGGCCACAGUGGCCAGGCCCCCCUCCCUGCCUGUCCAGGCACUGUAGGAUGGGGAUGUAGAUCACAACAUCUCCAUGCCCCUGGACCCUCAGGAAUUACCUGGGUCAGUUUCUCUUACAGAGACACUCCAGCCCUCCCCAUCUUCUCACAGCCCAGGAGGGUGAGUGACACUAAUUUCACAAUGGCAGAAUCUCUCAGCACAGACCCAGGCCCCUCACCCUGAGCUCAACCUCCAGCAACCUCCACAAAUAUCCCUACUUCACAACUGAACCUGCCUCACACAGACUGAGAAACUCCCAGCCCAGCCCUGUCCUGCUCAGCCUGCCCCAAAAUGCCUCUCCCUGCCAGGGAGGCAAUAAACCCAGUGCUGGGCUUCA